AUGUCUACUUUGGCUUCUGUAAAAAAGGAUUAGGCGGUUAUCAAGGAUAUCAUGAAGUUUAAGUUCAAAGAGCCCAAAUUGAGAGAAACUACUUUGGAUAAAUCUGUUAGAUGCAUGACAUUAGGUAUUAAAAAACAGAAUUUAAUAAAGGAGUUUCUUAUUGAUGAAAUUCAGUCAAUAGAUUUAUGCGUUGAUAGGAUUUACGAAAUCAAGAGAUAACUCAAGUUAGAAAGAUAAGAGUUUUUCAGAAGGCCUUUGACUUAAGCAAGGAUAAAAGAAAAAAGAAAGAAUGAUGAGCACUACGAUGAUUUUAUAAAUGACUACGAAGAAUAGGAAAGCAAAUUGAAGGAUUAUGAGCUCGUUUAUUAUAAUAUUAAGAGUUAAAACAACAAAGCUACUACUUAUGCUACAAUAACUGCAUCCACUGAUGCUAAUCCUGUUUCUGUUGCCGCGUCUUCUAAGAUUUUGGGUAUAGACAAAGAAAAGACAGCAGGAGAGAAGAAAAAAGAAAAAAAGAAUUUACAAAUGUAUGGAAAAUUAAUUUAAAAAGACCCUGUUUUCAGAAUGUACAAAACAAAAAUGGCAGACGAUGGCAUGUUUGUUGAUGAAGAAAUAGAAGCACCUUCUUUCAAGUACAAGUAUUUGACAAAGGAUUAGCUUUUGCAAUAGAAAAUUGAUAAUUUACCCAAAAAGCAUAACAUUCCUGAAAAAUACUGCAGAUGCUGCAAUUAACUAGUUAGGAGACAUUAUUGUCCUCAUGACUACUGUGAAAAGCCAUGCUUGAGAUAGGAAAAAGAAAAACGUUUAAGAUAGCAGUAUUUGGAUAAAAAUGGUGGAGUGAGAAAACAGAAAAAACCACUUUAUAGAGCAAGUAUUUUGGCAAACGAUAUUUCUCAAGCUAAAUCUGCUUUAGAUGAAACAAUGACAAUAGAAUAAUAAUAGGAAGCAGAAAGAAUAAAGCAAAUGAAAAUUUAAGCACAUUUGCAAUAGUAAAAAGAGCAGGAAUUAAAAAUAUAACAAUUUAAGCUCUAGCAUGCUGAGUAAUUACAGCCUAAGAAAAAAGGAAGAAAGCCAAAAAUUAAAGUACCUGAAGGAACACCAUCAAAUACAAAUAACAACAAUUAAGGUACGAGCUAAAUAAAUAGCACAUAUUAGCAAGCAAAUCCUUCAGCAAAUAAUAGUGUUAUGAAAGGAGAUUACGAUUCCAUUUCAAAAGGUGAUAUGUCAAUUGAGUAUGCAGACAAUAAGUAUUAAAAUAUUAUAAAUAACAAUUCUAUGAUGAUGGACAUUGAAAAGCAAAAUAAUAAAGAUAUACAUAUGGAUCCCUAUAUAAAUAGAAAGGGAUCUUUUAAUAUACCAUCAGGUGGAAACAAUCCAUAUGAAACUAAAGAUAAAAUAGACUAUAAUGAUUUCACUCACAAAAACGACUCCUAUCAUGAUGAGCAGUAAAUCUUAUAACAACUGGUUGCCCAAGAAAAUGUACAAAACCUCUUAGGCAGUAAAAUUAUUUAUAGAGCAGAAGAUUCCUCUUACGAAUCAAGUAGCAGUGGAAUCUCAUCAGGAUCAUCUGAUGAUGAAGAUAAAAUUAAGAUCGAUGACGAUUGA
Molecule: messenger RNA, 1605 nt
Organism: Tetrahymena thermophila SB210
Lineage: Eukaryota; Ciliophora; Oligohymenophorea; Hymenostomatida; Tetrahymenidae
Exons: 1
Source: RefSeq, a predicted model, not a curated record